Daucus carota subsp. sativus is the source of this 2931-nucleotide messenger RNA. RefSeq names its product E3 ubiquitin-protein ligase WAV3. The record is from RefSeq and is a predicted model, not a curated record. The transcript has 2 exons. Lineage: Eukaryota; Viridiplantae; Streptophyta; Magnoliopsida; Apiales; Apiaceae. The coding region runs from base 350 to 2500 and encodes 716 amino acids.
AAAUAAUAGAGGGGUCAUGACUGAGGAAUAAAUAAAUAGUGAUAUUUGCAGGGAUCUUUUGGGGCGUAUUGACAGAGAGAAGAAAAAAGAUAGAGAAAGAGAAUCAUGGAAAUAGAAGGAGAAAGAAAUGUCAAAUAUUUAGGCAUCUAUGUUUAUAAAUAUAUUUCUUAGUUUUAGAUAGAGGCUAUUCAUUUUGUCUUUAUUACCAUAUACUCAUGUUUUCUCUCUAACCUUCUGUCUCUCUACUUGUUUUCUUCCCCCCAAACAAACCCCUUCUUAUCAUCAUCUUCCAAUCCAUUCCUCCAUAAAUCAUCACCUUCUCAAUCACACUCCCCCUGUAAUAAACAAAAUGGUUCUGGGAUGGAGGAGAGCAUUCUGUACAUCAAUACCCAGAGAUCCGGAGUCCAGACAGAAGCGGCAGCAAGAUGAGAAGAACAAACAGAGCAGUAGCUCAACACCUAUUUCUACUCCUAAAAUUGGAACUAAAUUCACCGGCUUCUUCUCGACUCCUUCGACGCCGAGACUGCAGACUCAAACUCAGCCAGUGUCGAGCUCGGGUCUCCGAUGUCGAACCACGACGACGACAACGGCUUCGGCUCCCGAGAGCCCGAAGCUGCAAUGCAAAACGGCUAAAAAUAGUCCUACAUUUUUUCACCGCUCAAAUCCCUCGUCUCCGCGCUCACCCUCCACUUUUUCUCUGCUCAGAUCAACUUUACGUCUUUCCAAAACUCGAUGUGGAAUAUGCUUGCAGAGUGUAAAAACAGGCCAAGGGAUGGCGAUUUUCACGGCGGAAUGUUCGCAUCCGUUUCAUUUCCCUUGCAUUGCCUCUCAUGUGAAGAAGCAGAACCAGCUGGUCUGCCCUGUUUGCAGCUCUACCUGGAAAGAGCUUCCGCUUCUAUCAGUACAUCCAAAUCACACUCAAUCUUCUUUAGUCCAAGACAAAAAGAAAGAAAUCACAGCAAGAAGUGAUUGUAACACCGAAAGGAAGCAAUAUAUGCGCCCUGAUUUGAAAGUUUACAACGACGAUGAGCCGCUCAUGUCGCCUACUUCUGUUGCGAGGUUCAAUCCGAUUCCGGAAUCAGAUGAGAAUGAAGAUGAAGAGAGCGAGGGGACUUAUCAAGAGUUUCAAGGCUUUUUUGUCAACGGCACUACGAGUCCAGUGGUGUCGAAUUACAAGAAUGUUGAAGUAAGGUUAUUGCCCGAGGCUGCUGUGGUGUCGAUAGGCCGGAGCUAUGAGACUUACGCGGUCAUUAUUAAAGUUAAAGCUCCACCGGCGGGUGACAAGGCGGCGCGUAGAGUGCCGAUUGAUUUGGUGACCGUGCUAGAUGUUGGUGCGAGCAUGACAGCUGAGAAGAUGCUGAUGACUAAGCGAGCGAUGAGAUCGGUUGUGUCUUCACUCUCGUCGGCUGAUCGGUUGUCAAUUGUGGCAUUUUCUGGGACUUCGAAGCGGUUGCUACCGCUUCGAAGAAUGACCACCACUGGCCGGAGAUCAGCGCGUCGAAUUAUCGACGCGUUGGCUGUGUUGGAUGGAACUUCAUCUGCGAAUGAUGCUUUGAAGAAGGCUGUGAAGGUUCUAGAUGAUCGCCGUGAGAGGAACACUACGUGUAGUGUAAUGAUUCUAUCCGAUGGUUGCGAUGAUCGGGAGAGAUUUGCCGGGAAUCAUCGCCGGCAGUCGUCGUUCGUGUUCUCCACGCGCUACACUCAGCACAACAUUCCGGUGCAUUCAAUUGGGUUUAACCAAGACGCGCGUGGAAAUUCACCAGAAGCUUUUGCGAAAUGUGUUGGUGGUUUGCUCAGUGUAGUGGUCCAAGAUCUAAAGCUUCAACUCGGGUUCGUAUCCGGUUCAGCACCGGCCGAGAUAGCAGCGGUUUAUUCAUUCACCGCCCGACCCGCUUCGCUCGGGUCGGGUUGUGUGACCAUAGGUGAUGUUUAUGCUGAAGAAGAAAGAGAGCUGCUAGUUGAACUGAAAGUGCCUUCAUCUGCAAUUGGGGCCCACCAUGUACUGUCCGUCCGAUGUUGUUUCAGAGACCCGUCAACUCACGAAACUGUUUACGGUAAAGAGCAAGCUCUGUUAGUUCCCCGUCCUCACGCCGUUAGAUCAUCAACCCCAAGCAUCCAACGGCUCAGAAACCUCUUCCUAUCCACUCGAGCCAUAGCCGAGUCACGCAGAUUAGUCGAGCGCAACGACUUGACCGGCGCGCAUCACAUGCUAGGUUCAGCCAAGGCUUUGUUAUUACAGUCCAGCUCGGCGGAAGCCGAGGAGUUUAUCCGAGGCUUGGAAGCCGAGCUAGCUGAAGUAAACCGGAGACGUCAGAUUCAAAAUCAACGGUCAGCAACGGUGGUGAACGGAAGAGAAUUCGCGUUUGUUGAUGAGAAAGGUGAGCCGUUGACGCCGACAUCGGCUUGGAGAGCGGCUGAGAAGCUGGCUAAAGUGGCCAUAAUGAGAAAGUCGUUGAAUAGAGUCAGCGACUUACACGGCUUUGAAGACGCCAGAUUUUAGGUCAUAUCAUAUGCCAGUACAGUAAAAACAUUAUUAUAGGCCAGUAGGAAAAUUGUACGGUGGUAUAUAAAAAAAACGAGAAAAAGUUCAAAGACGAAAAGUGGGGCCCAAAGCGAGUGUAAUAGCGACAAACGGUACCCGACGGGUCCGGGCUUUUACGCAGAGGGAAUGAAACAAGAUGGAAAUAAUAAUAGUGGCAAGAGAAAGAACCCAAAGUUGGGUAGUGAGUGGGGUUUAGAAGAAAAGAAGGCGAUAAAAUUUGUUAUAUUUUGUUCAAUUCCGAUAUGUAUUUAUAUGGUCAAGUUGUAGUCAAGAUGUUCAGUAGAAUGGGAGACUUAAUUAUUAUUAUGAAUAAAGCAAUGUGAAACAAAAGGAUUGAAAAAAUGAUGAUAAUGUUGUGAGGAAAGUAUCUAAUGGAUAUUUUUUUAUUA